AUGGGGCAGCUCUUGGAGUAUGGUGUCACGAGUAUUUGUCCCACUGUCACAUCGAGCCAGCAACAUGUAUACCAUGACGUUAUCCCCAUCCUAGGCCUCAAAACUCGAUCUUCAAACAAGGCCGAUUCUCUUGGUGUCCAUCUAGAAGGCCCCUUCAUUUCACCCAUCAAAAAGGGCUGCCAUCCGCCAGAGGCAAUUACUGAUAUGAAGCAUGGCUACAUCUCCUUGCAGGAACGAUACGGCCAAGGUUUUGAGCAAUACGCUGCAAUCGUGACUGCUGCUCCAGAGGUACAAGGCUGUUCCGAAAUUAUACCACAGCUAACCAGCAACAGCCCCACCGUAUUUUCCAUCGGACAUACCAUGGCUGACUUUGAUCUUGCCCUUAGCGCCGUACACAGCGGUGCUACAAUGAUUACCCACCUCUACAAUGCAAUGCCCGCCCAUACAGCCAGAGAUGUUGGUGUACUUGGUCUGAUAUCUGCUACAAAGGAUACCUUACCUUCAGAUAAGAUUCCCUUCUAUGGUAUUAUUGCCGACGGUGUGCAUGUCCAUCCUAGUGCCGUCCGGGCGGCUUACAUGGCCAAUCCCUCAAAGACUAUCCUUGUCACCGAUGCCUUGUAUUUGAUUGGUUUGGAAGACGGCCACUACCAGAGGGGGAAUCAGUCGGUUCAAAAGAAAGGGUCUUUGCUACUGCUACAAGGUACCGAUACCAUAGCGGGAUCGGCAACCCAUUUGAUUGACUGUGUACACAAUCUCAUCAAAUGGACAGGUAUACCCCUUGCAGAGGCCCUGGCAACCAUCACCAACAACCCUGCUACAUCUCUCAAUAUUGCACACCGAAAGGGGUUUCUAAGGCCUGGCUGUGAUGCCGAUCUCAAUAUUCUGUCUGCAGAUGGCACACUGAAGGACACUUAUAAGUUAUAUCACUAA
Pichia kudriavzevii is the source of this 930-nucleotide messenger RNA. RefSeq lists its product as uncharacterized. Gene Ontology annotation, biological process: N-acetylglucosamine catabolic process. Lineage: Eukaryota; Fungi; Ascomycota; Pichiomycetes; Pichiales; Pichiaceae. The record is from RefSeq and is a predicted model, not a curated record. Bases 1 to 930 code for a protein of 309 amino acids. Gene Ontology annotation, molecular function: N-acetylglucosamine-6-phosphate deacetylase activity. The transcript has a single exon.